AUCUCAUCCUCCUAAAAGUUGAGAAUACUUUUUAGCCUUUGCCUAUAAUAACAAGUCCCUCCCCAAUCUCCCCAUAUCUCGUUCUACUCUUGACACCCUCCUACAUGAUAUUCUCCUCCCUCUCGUCCUAAGAACAUGGAAUUUGCAAAACUGGUGCUAUUUCUGUUCAUCUCCAUCGUCCUACCACCUUGUUUGAGCAUGCCAAUUCCCAUCAUCAGUGCCAUUGUUCGACUUGUUAUGCGGUCCAUUCACCUCCAAGCAACAGCACAUUUAACAUGGCAGUGGGGCUGUCCAUUUGCUGGUCGACGUCCUCAACCUUCUUCCACUUCCAGCUAUGCUCCAUGUUUGCAGCAGGCAUUGACCCUAUGCAGUGUAGAACUUUGUAACCCAGCCUGUAAGUCUCCAUUGGAAGGAUCAAAUGAGCAAGUAGUGUGUGUCUUCUGCCUGUCUAAUAUUGAGGAAGGUGAAGAGAUAAGAGAACUCAGAUGCCGGCACCUCUUCCAUAAGAGCUGCUUCGAUCGAUGGAUCGAGCACGGGAGGGCCGCGUGCCCUCUUUGUCGGAAUUCUUUGAUUUUACAAGAAACCAAGGCAAAGGUCCCUGACAUGGACGACGAGGAGCUUGACAACUCUGCUGUCUCGUUUUGGUGGCUUCUGUAUCUGAGUGGAUGGUCAUUGUGGUCAGUUCUCUUGGACACCAUGGCUGCUAGCCAAUGUGAAAAAGUUGCAGAGUUGUGGAAUGAGAUGGAUAGCUUCUUUUGUUGAUCUCCAGUUAUCGAAUUUUAGAUACAUUAGUAAUGCAUUCACUUUGCUUCAAGUAAGUUGUCUGAUGGUUCAAGAAGUUGGGUUCAGUCCUCAUCCAACUGGAGUCUACCUGACUUUUAUCUAUUUCAUAGUACAAUAAUUCAGGCUGGGAUAGUUUUGAUAGUUAUAUUAAAAUUAGGUUGCAUGGUUUGGGUUGGAAAUUUUUUGUCUAGCUGCCAAACAAAUCAAACUGGAUUGAUUUGGUUCUAUGUCAAUUUUGUCUGACUUUGAACUCAACAUGAACCCAAUUCAACUCAACAAAUUGCAGCCACAGAUGCCACUUAUCAUAUGAAACACUUAGGAAAAACAUAUCGCAGGAGUUUUGCCAGACAUUGCCAAAUAGUUAAAUGUUGUGAUUAGAGAAACAGAGAACAACUUAGUUGAGGAUAUAGGAAAUCAGUGAUGGCAAGUGCUUGUUGGAUGCCUGUGGAAAAGAUCAUGUACAACAUGAAUAAAAGAAAG
Molecule: messenger RNA, 1263 nt
Organism: Phoenix dactylifera (date palm)
Lineage: Eukaryota; Viridiplantae; Streptophyta; Magnoliopsida; Arecales; Arecaceae
Source: RefSeq, a predicted model, not a curated record